GGCCGGCCCGGAGCUGCUCGCCGCUAUCCUCCCCCUCUUCUUCUCUCGCCGUCGAGGGUUUAGGCAACUCACCUUCCCCUCUCGCGCCGGCGCCGCCAACCCCACGCCCGCGCCUCCUCCGGCCGGAUCCGCCUCCUCCCCGCACGGCAGGCUCAGGCUGCGGCGCUCGGAGACCGCCAUGGAGCUUGAGGAGGCCGCGGCGGAGCGUGGGACCCCGGGCGGCGACGCGGACCGGCUCAGCGCGCUGCCGGACAGCCUCCUCCACGCCGUCAUGUCCUUCCUGAAGGCCCGGCAGGUGGUGCAGACGUGCGUGUUGUCCGCGCGCUGGAGGCACCUCUGGCGCUCGGUGCCGUGCCUCGACCUCGACAGCGACGAGUUCAGGACCCCGGCGGCGAGUGCUCCCAGCAACCACCCUGCCCCCGUCCACGAGUACUCCGACUCCGACAUUGAAAGCUAUGAGGACUCCGAGGACGACAACGACGACAGCAACGACGGCGGCGACAACAGAGAAAGGGAGUGGGAGGGUUUUGAGGACUUCGCCGAGAACCUGAUGCACCGCUUCAACGUCGCUCAGUUGGAUUCCUUGAGGCUGCGUGUUUGUAGGACCAGGGCGCCUAGCUUUGCGGACAGACAAGCAGGCGGGUGGCUCCGUCGCGCGAUGAAGUACUGCACCCCAGAUCCUCCCCGUCAGCGUGAGGGACUGAGCUCCAGUUCUUGGCCCCUCAAGAGGCUGUAUCUCUGCAAUGUGGCUCUGGAAGGUCAUUUCGCAAAGCAUGUCAGUUCAGUGUGCCACUCUUUGGAGGAUCUCGAGCUGGAGGAUUGCACAUGUGGGAUUCGUUCAAUCACCUCCCGCUCACUGAAGAACUUGGUUCUGAAAAGCUGCAGAUGGCGCCAUCUUUCUGAGAUUACAUCGCCCACACUGAAGAGCUUAGUAAUCUCUGGUGGCUCGAAUACUGAUGAGUGUGUGCUGGUUAUCGUGGCCCCUGCGAUUGCUCACCUGAGCCUGGAUGUGUCUCUUCGCUUUGCCAGACGUAUUUCAGUAAAUCAGAAGCCAUCUUUACCAAGUUUUUGAUUCACCUACGAGGUCAUGGAGACAGUGUAUUCGUAAGUGAACUUCGAUGCAAUCAAUUAAAGCUUCUUUGCAGUGUAUCUAAUGCGACAAGUUCAGAGAUGUCAGGUUUUGGGACAAUGCUAUGCCUUCUGUCUUUGUAGUGUAUCUUCUGUGUCCUGGAUGUCAAGUGCGAGAACUUCAAGCUUAUUGGAAUUAUAUAUGAUGAGAUGAUGUCUGCCAACUGGUCAGGGUUUUUCUGCGCAUUUCAGUGAAGCUGCCGAAGAACUGCAUACAACUCACCAAAGUCGAUUAGUUCUACUGUUGGUCUAGGGCUUUUAUGUGGCUUGCAACCUUCUGGUUCAUCUAAAAUUUGUGGCAUGUUCUACGUUGCCUUCAGAUGUAUAUAAAGUGGAAGCAAUAGUUUUCUUGAGCAGUCGUGCUGAAGGUUAUGACUGCUCAAGAAAAUAUCCUAUGAACUUAUAUUUUACUAGAAGCUUUGGUGUGGACCUGGAAUUUGCAUAUUUGUCUGAGUUUUUAUAGUAGACUUUAAAGUAGGUGAGCUAGAUGCUGACUAAAAUUGCUAAAUA
Molecule: messenger RNA, 1638 nt
Organism: Panicum virgatum (switchgrass)
Lineage: Eukaryota; Viridiplantae; Streptophyta; Magnoliopsida; Poales; Poaceae
Product: MEIOTIC F-BOX protein MOF-like
Exons: 2
Coding region: 179-1072 (297 amino acids)
Molecular function (GO): protein binding
Source: RefSeq, a predicted model, not a curated record